AUGGUCCAGGCUGGCGAUGAAACGGCGAUUGACCGGCGGUGCUUCUCUACGUGGCUUAACCCGGUCUUCGCCGAGAGCUGCUACGAAUCGCUUUGGUCAGCCGCUCGAGAGAUCCACGCCAUCAGUUCCAACCGCUCAUCACCGACUGAAGUCGACUCUGAGGCUGAGGAUGCCAACGAGCUCGAUCCAUGGGAGAAGUCCUACGGCCUCAAUUGGCUGACCCGACUGCUCUCAUUUGCUAUCCGACAAACCUCAUCCGGGACAGAUGAACAUCACGAUUGGGAAUCUCUAUCUUCCCUGGUCGGCCAGGUCAUGGCUCAGAUGACCGGAAGCCCUGAUUGCCCGGCGCAGAGCUUCUUGCGACGUUAUAACUUCGAUCUCUUGCUUCCCGGACUGGUCCCCCAACCACAUGAUUGCCGGAAUUCAGCCGUGAAUACUCAGAUCAAAAUACAAAUCCGAGAGGGCAGUCUCUCAUUCUCAGCCAUCGGUUCUCAAACAUGGAACUCGGCACCAUUGCUUUGUCGUCGCUUGAGUCGAGAACCAUUCGAUUUUUUUCCUCAGUUACGCUGUACACCAGCUGAAAUCUUUCCAAUCAAUUCGCCGGCUCCUUCAAAGAACAUAACAAGGACGAGGAAUUCACUGAAAGUUCUCGAACUGGGGUCAGGAACUGGGCUGGUUGGCCUCACUGCAAGUCAGAUUCUGGCAUCCAUUCUAUCUUCAUUCUCAUCUAUGGAACCCACUGAUGUCGAAGUCAUCUUGACUGAUUAUCAUCCGGAGGUUCUAGACAAUCUGCGGCAUAAUCUGGAAUUGAAUAGACCCAGACACACUCUCCCAGCAGGCUGUCCCUCCACCUUGAACGUCAACGUUAUGAAACUCGAUUGGAGGGAGCUAGAAAGCUCUGAAUUGACUCAUGCUGGACUCGCGGGGGCGUUCGACGUGGUGUUGGGCAGCGACCUUGUAUAUGAACCUGAACAUGCAGUUUGGGCCUCAAACGCCGUGCGGUACUUCUUAAAAUCAGAGACGAGGGGGGUCGAAAAUCUUGAAGCAAUCAACAACGAGCGAGUAUUUUCUUGGAAAGAUUCAUGGCCAUCGUUCCAUCUCUUGUUACCGCUUCGACCAACUUUCGUUAAAGAAUCGGAAGCGGUGCAUCAAGUCUUUGGAGGCUCAGAUAUGAACCUGCUCCUGGACCAAACCGACCAAGUUCCCGGUAUACUACCGACUCACAGCUGUGAAUGGGAACUGUCUACCAACUCCUCCUUCGAGAAGAUUACUCGGACUUCAAAUGCUCGGUCAUUGCAAAUCACGAAAUACAGCAAAGAAGAAGGGGUUCAGUUCGGCCAGGGCUGCGGCGAAUACCAAUAUUUGCAAAUCAGAUGGAAUGACUAG
Puccinia triticina is the source of this 1386-nucleotide messenger RNA. RefSeq lists its product as uncharacterized. The transcript has 3 exons. The record is from RefSeq and is a predicted model, not a curated record. Bases 1 to 1386 code for a protein of 461 amino acids. NCBI's taxonomy places the organism in Eukaryota, Fungi, Basidiomycota, Pucciniomycetes, Pucciniales, Pucciniaceae.